Molecule: messenger RNA, 1665 nt
Organism: Mycena citricolor
Lineage: Eukaryota; Fungi; Basidiomycota; Agaricomycetes; Agaricales; Mycenaceae
Source: the annotation of a GenBank genome assembly
UCAUCGUCCGCGUAGUAUGAUUCCACGGGUGACCGUACCACACGUUCAGCCCCACAUAAGAGGUCCAGAGGGCACCUGCUGGAUCCCAUCUUACCCUGCUUGUCAUGGCGUCAACUCAGGUAUCCUUGACCGAUCUUCCUCCCGAAAUCUUGCUUCUGAUCGGAGAGAUGGUGGAUGGGAAUGCGGUAAUCUUGCAAUUUAUGCUCACCAGCAAGAUGUUAUAUGACCUGCUGCUCCCUAGGCUGUACCGCGCGAUGUCCCUCCAGACUAACAAAGCGUGCAACGGCGCCAUGAAUGUUUUCCUGAAAUAUCCCGACAGAUGUCAACACAUCCUAAUGCUUGCGCUGUAUCCAAAUUCUAUUCCCGGUGCCUGGCCGCGCAAGACCCUACCGGCUGUCCUCAGCGAACGAUGGCUCGCGCUGCGAAUCACUUGCUUGUUCGCCUUGCGACUAGUCAAUCUGCGAUCCUUUGUGUGGGAUGGAGAAGAUUAUCCUGCAGAUGAGCUGUGGAUCGUGUUGAAGGGAAUGUGUCCACAGUUGACCAGUGUGUCGUGCACCACUCGACAGAGAGAAAUACCCGCGGGAUGUUCUCUCUUCAAUUUCGACAAUCUCACGGAGUUCGGAAUGCAUGUCUCUAUCGGCGGUCCAGUGACGAUCGGCAUCGGCCGCGGGCCAUUGCCCCAGGAGCUGUUGGACAUGCUCAUACUCCGAUGUCCGAAUCUGGUCGCUUUGACUCUGCGACUUUUCGAAUCGGCGCAUACACUGACCGAACUUGACCGAGUCAUGCGAAGUUACUUUCCCGAACUUCGGUCCGUGUGCAUGGAGAUCUUCGUCUGCCGUUCAGACCCUCUGCGCUGCCAACCGCUGUCUGCGGCACUUAGCACUUUUCUCUCUACGCAUCCGAACUUGAGCCACGUGUCAAUCCUGCCGUAUAUCCUACAGGCGGACGCCACUGCUAACCUACUGAGCGAUCGGGAAUGGCCGUCGAUCGUUGAUAGCACUGCGCCGCUUCCGAAUCUGUGGUCGUUUGUGGGCGUUUGGGAGCUUUUCUCCCAAUUCCACCACGCUGCAAAUCGGCUCCAAGCACUCAACCUGACGGGUGCGCCUGUCGUAGAAUCCACCGCCGAGAAGGUCUAUUUGCGUCUUCAAGCCCUUCCCGAAUUGAAGUCAUUGGACAUUCGGCUGAGCAGCCCGGCACUUUUCGAGGGAAUUGUGGUCGCUUGCCCGCGAUUGGUCCAUCUCCGGGUCAUAAUCUCGAGCACAUUUGGUCAGCAGAAGACGGCAAAAUCCAUUGUGCGUGCCGUGCAGCAACUCCCCAGGCUACGAUCAUUCGCACUGCUGAAAAAACCGCGAACUCUUGUUGAGCAAUCAAUGCUACGCUUCGCGCUGGUCUUGCUUGCGCGAAACGUCGGAAUAGAGGAACUGAAUCUGGGCUGGCUCGACUGGAAACUGGGCAUCCGGAUCAAGGACGGAAUGUACACGGUAACACGUGACGAAAAUGGUCAAAGACAUUUGGAUGUACGCGAGAGAGGCAUUGGUCUCUGGAACCACGGGUCAUUUGACAGGAGAUUUAGAAUGAAAUUAGAGCAAAAACUCCCGCGUGUGUACAAGAACAGACGUAUUGUUCACCUCACACUGUAGCUAGCUGAAAUGCAAAAGAAUGUUG